GCGGGCGCCGGCUCAGUCCGUCCCGCGAUCUCCUGCUAGUCAGUCGCGCAGUCGUCAAGUCGCGAGUGUUAGUGAGUGUGUUGUACAGUUACGCGCGGAGCAGCAGGUCGUCGACCGCGCGAGUAUGAGCGCUCGCCCGCUGCAGCCGCCGCACCCCCGCCCUCUCUGCUGACGGGUGCACUCAAGGUGAUGCGAGGGUGGUGCGUGCGCUGGUGCGGCGGCGGGACCCGCGCGCGCCUGCGCUGGCUGGCCGCGCUGCUGUGCUGGGGCACGCUGGCGGCGCUGGCGCUGCCGCACCUGCAGCCGCCGCCGCGCCGCGCGCCGCCCGCGCCGCCCGCGCGCCUGCUGCUGCAGUCCGAGGCCGCGGCCUCCACGCCCGCGCCGGGGCCCGCGCCCGCGCUGCCCGCCACCGACACGCGCGUGCUCACCGAGGCCGAGCUCCGGGCCGACGCCGAGCGCCGCCUGCCCUCGUUGCCGCUCGCCUAUUGGCAUAAACACAAGGAUGAUAAAAACAAGUUUUUCAAGAAGAAGGACUGCGCGCCCUUCCCUUCCAUCUACGACUUGGAGUUCCACAACACGUACUGGCAGACGAUGCACGCCAGCGAGGGCGUGUUCCACCUGUACGGCGCGUACAUGGACGCGCGUAACACGUCGCGCAUCGGGCCCGCCGUGCGCAUCCUGGCCGUGCACGACCGCAUCCGGCCCACGCUGGCCACGCACUGCCAACUGUGGUUCGAGGAGCGCGAAGCGCCCGUCGUGGUGCGCAACCUGGAGUACAAGUACGUGUGGAACAGCAAGUGGGGCAACUACCGCGACCGCGUGCUGCAGCCCUACCUGCUAGCGUGCGUGCUGCCGGCCGAGGUGCGCCACCUGGUGCCCGCGUCCGUGUCGCUCGUGGAGAACCCCUGCGACCGCGCCACCAACAACCUGCGCGUGCACUACGACCGCCCCGCGCCGCCCGAUAAGCGCAAGGACUUCGCCAUCUGUGUCAAGGGCCUGGACUUCCAGCACGAGGACCUGUCUGUGCGCAUCGUGGAGUGGAUCGAGCUGGUGAGGCAGAUGGGGGCCGACAAGAUAUUUUUCUACGAGCUGCAAGUCCACCCGAACAUCACCAAGGUGCUGGACUAUUACGCGGCGGAGGGCGUGGUCACGGUCACGCCCAUCACCCUGCCGGGCGGGCAGCCCAACCUGCCCGGCCUGCAGCACAUGUACCUCAAGAAGAAGACUACAAACAAGCGGCAGAUGGAGCUGAUCCCGUACAACGACUGUCUGUACCGGCACAUGUACGAGUACCGCUGGCUGGCGCUGCUGGAUAUCGACGAGGUGAUCGUGCCGGUCGAGGACCCCGACUGGGCGAGCCUCAUGCGGCGCGUGCUGCCGCUGUCCGCGCCCGCCGACGGCAAGCCCAUGCGCUCCUCCUACCACGCGUCCAACCUGUACUUCCUGGACUCGCUGCGCCACGAGCACGGCUGGGAGGACGGCGUGCCGCACUACAUGCACAUGCUCCAGCACGUGUACCGCACCAGGAACUUCACCAAGCCCGGACAGUACGUCAAGGCGUUCCACGAGACGGACCGCGUGCUGGCGCUGCACAACCACUUCCCGCUGGCGUGCCUGGGCGGCGCGUGCAGCUCGUACGCGCUGGACACGCGGCACGCGCGCCUGCAGCACUACCGCGCCGACUGCGUCACGGCGCUCAGCAAGAGCUGCGCCGAGCUGAGCGCGCAGCCCGUGCGCGACACCACGCUGUGGCGCUGGCGCGAGCAGCUCGUCGCGCGCGUCGACCGCGUGCUGCGCGCGCUCGCCUUCCUGCCGCCGCACCGGUGACACGCCCGCACGCUCCCUAAUCUAUUAAAUGCUAGUAUUAAACCUAUUUUUAUAGUUAUGGUCACAGUCGUUUUGAUGCUCGUUAUUCCUCCAGUGUGUAUGAUGACUCCUACAACCAGAACCCCAUCCGCUCUAACUUGAGGGGUGUUGGCUUCAUUGAAGAUUUGCAGCAACAUACAAUUUUGUACUCUACAGAACUCCUACCGAAAAUAUGAAUAUUUUUAUAACUCUACAAAUUUUCUUUAGGGAAUUAAAAAGGUAAACAACUACUGUAUAAUAGAAAUCUAAAUCUUCUUGUAUUUUUUAUAGAAACACAUCCCUACUAAUAUUAUAAAUGUGAAUUGAAGUUUGUUUGCUAGGCUAUCAAGCGAAAAAUACUUAACCGACCAUCAUGAAAUUUUGUACACAUAUGCUGUGUCUUGGAGGGAUUAGAAUAAAAAUAGGGCACUGUUUACUCGACUAGUAAAAGUAUAAUUUACGACAGUAUGUACCUAUUAUGCUUUACACUGAAAGACACCGCGAGCGGAGCCGCGGACCACCGCUAGUAAAUAAAUAAAGAAAUUACUGAUUUAGUUCAGUGAUUUAUUUGAUUUGUUAAUCUUCA
This is a messenger RNA of Trichoplusia ni (cabbage looper), 2431 nucleotides long. RefSeq lists its product as uncharacterized. Bases 190 to 1827 code for a protein of 545 amino acids. The record is from RefSeq and is a predicted model, not a curated record. NCBI's taxonomy places the organism in Eukaryota, Metazoa, Arthropoda, Insecta, Lepidoptera, Noctuidae. The transcript has 3 exons.